Molecule: messenger RNA, 1781 nt
Organism: Lytechinus variegatus (green sea urchin)
Lineage: Eukaryota; Metazoa; Echinodermata; Echinoidea; Temnopleuroida; Toxopneustidae
Gene: rpa3
Product: replication protein A 14 kDa subunit-like
Exons: 4
Coding region: 78-434 (118 amino acids)
Biological process (GO): mismatch repair; nucleotide-excision repair; DNA replication
Cellular component (GO): site of double-strand break; DNA replication factor A complex; nucleus
Molecular function (GO): damaged DNA binding; single-stranded DNA binding
Source: RefSeq, a predicted model, not a curated record
CGUAAUUCAUCUACAUCCAAUUGCGAUUAAAAAAAGCAAAACCGACCUUACGUGAAGAAACAAGUUUUCUUACCAAAAUGGAUGCUUUCAACCAACCUAAACCAAGAGUUAAUGGAUCUAUGCUUCCAAGGCACCAAGGGAGCAUCGUUUGUCUUCUGGGCCAACUGAAAAAUGUGGACCCUAAUGGAAUGAGCCUAACACUGACUCUAAGUGAUGGAGUUGAUGCUCAAGUCAAUCUCCAAACACCGCUUGAUCGUCCUAUUGAAGGUCUAGUAGAGGUCGUAGGUCAAGUUGGCGCUAAUCCAAGGCAAAUCACAGGAUUGAACCUCAUCAGUCAUGGACAGAAAGAUUUUGAUAUGGAGCUGUACGAUGAGGUUCUGAAGAUCACCCAUGAGCUUCCGCAGUACUACAGACUUGGUGGCCCUGAGAACUAAUAUACGGCUCAGACAGAAAUGAACUAUACAAACUGGGUUUGCAAAUGGUGUGAUAGAUUAUGUAUUUCCCUAUUUGAAUGGGCUAAUUGCCACUGCAAACCAGGAUUGAUGUGCCCUCCUGUAAUCCCAGAGAGAAUAUAUAGUCCUUCAACCAACUGAUCUACAUUUGCAGUACAGGAAGAAAACAGAAUACAAACUGGGUCUACAAAUGAAACUGUAGAUCACAUGUUCAGUGAUGAGAAUGGGUUCAUUACUGCAGCAAACAAGGAUCUGUUCCUUCCUGAAACCCUUGUUGAGAAUUUAUAGUGCUUCACCCAACUAGUCUACACCAGAGAAGAAAAUAAAAUACAAACCGAGUUUGCCAAUGGUGCAUUAGAUCACAUAUGCUAUGAUGUGAGUUCACUACUGAGCUGCAAAGCAGGAUCGAUGUACCUUCCAGUCAGUAGCCCAGAGAGGAUUUGUAGUCAGUCAACCAGGUUCCACUGUAUGUGAGGAAAUGACACCAUCAGCACGGGGAAAGGAAAUGCAUAGCGCCAUCUAGCAGCAACAUUGGUUCAGCCUUUAUUUCAGGAUGGAUUAUGGGUUUAAAAAAAUUCUAUGCAGGGGGCUAUUUUAUCAGAGUCUACAUUUCAAAUUACCUUUGUAUUGAACCCUAUGUUCAUUUAUUUGGCUAUUUUAUCUCUUAUUUGGGGUAAUUUGCCACUUAUUUGGGUUAUUGUUGAUAUUCUGGAGGCUAAAAUUUACUUCAUUCCAGGGUAAAGGAAGAGAUGGUAGCUGACACGUUUGUGGUACUUUAUAUUUUUAUAAAAAAAUAUUUUUGUGGGGAACAUUUUUUAUGGAUGAAUUAUUGAUCCCUUUCACAAUAUUCAGGUAAUCACUGGAGGCAUUUCAUGUAUAUUUUCAUUAUUUUUACAUGUACUUGAAUAUUUGCCUGUCCAUCCUGUGCUGUUCAUGCAAUGACUUAACACAUUUUAGCAUAUCGACUUUGAAAUUGAUCCAGGAUGAAAUUCGUCUUUGCAGUUAGCCACAUGAGGUUUUUUUGCUGAGUGGAAUUCAUGUAAGGGUCCUAAAAAGGUUCUUGUAUAGAUUUAUUUUCUUUUUUCUCCCAAUUGCUGCAUGCAUCUAGGAAUUUAGUGCUACUAUAGUAUUUUUUUCUGAGAAAAAAAAUAAGGUAUAACCUUUAAAAACUUGUGACCAGGAAGAAAAAUGGGGGCUGGGGGGCAAUUUUGCCCGUGAAAUGCUAAAAAGGACCCUGAAAAUUAAAAAGGAGCCCUGGAAAAUUAAUUUCAUUGCAAUGUUAAAGCUUAUCCCACAUUGGAGAUUUAGACAGCAAGUUUGGAAAAGUAG